GUCAGUACACGGUCGGUCGGUACACGGGCAGUCCGGUGUCGGUCGGUAGAGGGGAGUCGGUCAGUGACAGUCCGGUGUCGGUCGGUGAGAGCCGGUGUAGCGGCAGCAGGGAACUCCCCGCCGGCCUCUCUGCACAUGCUCAGGCCGGCGCUUUGUGCUGUGUGUCAGGGAGGAGGAGGAGGAGGAGGGGGAUGGAUGCAGCUGGAUUAGCCGCUCGCAGCCCAUCAUCAUCAUCAUCAUCACCAUGACCGCAGGAAGCGGCUGCUGACGGGACCCGGGACCGGGGAUCUCACACAGGACGCGACCGGGGAUUACACCGUGACAGCAGCGACCUUUACCGGGGAAAGCACCGAGGAUGUGGCUGCCAGAGACAGGCCCCGGCCCCCGGGAGACAGCACUAUUGUACUGACCCUCCUUCAUCACACGCUGGAUGUGGGCGCCUAUAGACCCCAUAGGAGGAUCCCCACACUGCAGGUCCCUAUAGGAGGAUCCCCACACUGCCCCCCACACUGCUGGUCCCUAUAGGAGGAUCUACAGACUGCCCUCCACACUGCUGGUCCCUAUAGGAGGAUCCCCACACUGCCCCCCACACUGCUGGUCCCUAUAGGAGGAUCUACACACUGCCCUCCACACUGCAGGUCCCUAUAGGAGGAUCCCCACACUGCCCCUCACACUGCUGGUCCCUAUAGGAGGAUCCCCACACUGCCCCCCACACUGCUGGUCCCUAUAGGAGGAUCCCCACACUGCCCCCCACACUGCUGGUCCCAAUAGGAGGAUCCCCACACUGCUGGUCCCUAUAGGAGGAUCCCCAUACUGCCCCUCACACUGCUGGUCCCUAUAGGAGGAUCCCCACACUGCUGGUCCCUAUUGGAGGGUCCCCACACUGCCCCCCACUGCUGGUCCCUAAAGGAGGAUAUACACUCUGCCCUCCACACUGCUGGUCCGUAUAGGAGGAUCCCCACACUGCUGGUCCCUAUUGGUGGGUCCCCACGCUGCCCCCCACUCUGCUGGUCCCUAUGGGAGGAUCCCCACUCUGCUGGUCCCUAUAGGAGGAUCCCCAAACUACUGGUCCCUAUAAUGGGAUCCCAACACUGCUGGUCCCUAUAAGAGGAUCCCUAUACUGCCGGUCCCCAUAGGAGGACCCACAUACUGCCCCAUACUGCUGGACCUUAUAGGAGGAUCCCAGCACUGUCCUCCACACUGCUGGACCCUACAGGAGGUUCCUCACACUGCCCCCCCGCCACACACACUGCUGAACCCUAUAGAAGGAUCCGCAUACUGCCCCCCCCCACUGCUGGACCCUAUAGCAGGAUCCACAUACUGCCCCCCUACUGCUGUACCCUGUUGGAGGAUCCCACACUGUUCCUUACACAGCUGGUCCCUAUAGGAUGAUUACACAUACUGCUGGAUCCUAUAGGAGGAUUCACAUACUGUCCCCACACUGCUGGUCCUUAUAGGAGGAUCCCCAUACUGCCCCCACACUGCUGGACCCUAUAGGGAGAUUGCACACACUGACCCCACUUUGCUGGACCCUAUAGGAGGAUUCCCAUACUAUGCCCACACAGCUGGACCCUCUUGAAGAAUUACCAUGUCGUCCGCACACUGAUGAACCCUAUAGAAGGAUUAUCAUACUGUCCCAACAGUUCUGGGCCAUAUAGAAGGAUCCCAUACUUCGCCAACAGUGCUGGACCCUAAAGAAGGAUCACCCCAUACUGUCAGAGUGCCGGAGCAUAUAGAAGGAUUCCCAUUCUGCCCCCCACAUUGGUGGACCCUAUACAUGGAUUUCUAUAAUGUCAUCACAUAACUGGACCCUAUAGGACUAUUGUACAUACUAUUGCCGCACUGUUGGGCAUUAUAGAAGGAUUCCUAUACUGUUCCCUCACUGCUGGACCAUAUAGAAGGAUCCCCUACGCAACUGGACCAUAUAGAAGGAUUACCGUACCGUACCCACACUGCUGGACCAUAUAGAAGGUUUUACCAUACCGUACCCACACUGCUGGACCAUAUAGAAGGAUUACCAUACCGUACCAACACUGCUGGGCCAUAUAGAAGGAUUACCAUACCGUACCCACACUGCUGGACCAUAUAGAAGGAUUUCCAUACUUUACCAACAGUGCUGACCCUAUAGAAGGAUUCCACAUCAUAGUUCUUCUAAUCUGGGAUCUAUAGAAGUAUUCCACAUACUGUCCCCGAACAGCAUGCCCCUAUAGAAAGUUACAUAUAAUGUCCCCAAGCUGCUGGACCCUAUAGAAGGAUUACACAUAAUUUCCUCACUCAGCUAGACCCUAUAGAAAAGAUUCCAUAUACUGUCCCCUCAGUGCACUACACAGCUAGACCACAUUCAUAUUCUGCAUCCUAUAGAAGGGUUCCCCAUAGUUUUUAUAUAAAACAGGACCCUAUAGAAGGAUUCCACAUCUUUUCUAACAAUGCUGCACACUUCCCCCACAAAUCUGAACCCUAUAGAAGAAUCUUGUUCCCUCUCCCCUGGAAACUGCAGCCUAUAGAAUGAUUUUAUAUGUUGUCCUUACAGAGGUGCAUCAUAUAGCAGACUGACAUAUACCGUCCUUACAUUGCUGGACACUCUACAGUAGUUGGCCAUUAUAUACUGUCCACAUUGCUUGAUCCUAAUGUAGGUUAUUAUAUAUUGCCCUCACUAAGCACAAAUAUCCCCAGUUUAGUCCUCAUAUAGACGCACAGACCACAUACCUCUAGCACAUAGCUUGUGUAGGACGCCACAUUAAUUAUACGCUGGCCAUUGUCCGGCCUUCCAUGCACUGGACAUAGGACCUACUGUAGGUGACCCUGGCGACCUUCUACCUCCUGUGGUUGUCUGCUCUUGGAUUUGUGACCAUGUUGGACUGGAGUAUAGGCCUACAAGCACCCGUCAUGUGCCCAGGAUGUCCUGGGGCAUCUUUCCUGAGAUCUGGACUCUUCUACUUGUUGCUCUUUGCUCACAGCUCCCAGGGCAGAGCCUGCGAGAAGAGCCCGUGCUUCUCCGGCCGAUGUGUCAACUCCACCUGUGUGUGCGACCCGGGCUGGGUAGGAGAACAGUGCCACCACUGCCAGGGGAGAUUCAAGCUGACAGAGCCCUCCGGCUUCCUGACGGACGGACCCAUCAACUACAAGUACAAGACCAAGUGCACGUGGCUGAUAGAGGGCUACCCCAACGCCGUCCUGAGGCUCCGAUUCAAUCACUUUGCCACGGAAUGCAGCUGGGACCAUAUGUAUGUUUAUGACGGAGACUCUAUAUAUUCCCCUCUGAUCGCUGUCCUGAGCGGUCUGAUAGUCCCGGAGGCGGCUGGAAACGAGACAGUCCCGGAGGUUGUGACGACAUCAGGAUACGCCUUGCUGCACUUCUUUAGCGACGCUGCUUACAACCUGACCGGCUUCAACAUCUUCUACUCACUGAACUCCUGCCCCAACAAUUGCUCCGGCCACGGCAAGUGCACGACGAGCAGCUCAGUGCCCAGCCGGGUAUACUGUGAAUGUGAUAAAUACUGGAAGGGAGAAGCCUGCGACAUCCCCUACUGCAAGAACAACUGCGGGAGCCCCGACCACGGCUACUGUGACCUGACUGGCGAGAAGCUGUGCGUCUGCAAUGACAGCUGGCAAGGUCCGGACUGCUCGCUGACCGUCCCCUCCACGGACUCUUACUGGAUCCUGCCUAACGUCAAGCCCUUCAGCCCCUCGGUGGGGCGGGCCUCUCAUAAAGCCGUCCUGCAUGGGAAGUUUAUGUGGGUGAUCGGAGGCUACUCCUUCAAUUACAGCUCCUUCCAGAUGCUGCUGAACUACAAUGUAGAGAGCAGUAUUUGGAACGUGGUGCCAGUGGUUCGGGGACCUCUGCAGAGAUACGGGCACUCGCUGGCGCUCUACCAGGAUGAGAUCUACAUGUACGGAGGGAAGAUUGAGGCCAGCGCAGGAAACGUUACCAAUGAGCUCUGGAUCUUCAACAUCAGCAGCCAGUCUUGGACGUCCCGGACGCCCUCUGUUCUGAACCAUGGUCAGCUGUAUGCGGUGGAGGGGCACUCGGCACACAUCGUGGAGAUGGACAGCCGCGAUGUGGUCAUGGUCAUUAUCUUUGGCUAUUCUUCAGUCUACGGCUACAUCAGCAACGUCCAGGAAUACUAUAUAAGGUCCAACACGUGGCUGGUUCCGGAGACGCGGGGAGCCAUUGUGCAAGGAGGAUAUGGUCACACCAGUGUCUACGACCCGAUCACAAAGUCAGCAUACGUGCAUGGGGGGUACAAGGCUCUGCCAGGCAACAAGUACGGCCUCGUGGACGACCUCUACCGAUAUGAAGUCAAUACCAAGACCUGGACGAUCCUGAAGGAGAGCGGUCUGUCGCGGUACCUGCACUCCGCCGUGCUGAUCAGCGGUGCCAUGCUGGUGUUUGGCGGCAACACUCAUAACGACACGUCUCUGAGCAAUGGUGCCAAAUGCUUUUCUGCCGACUUCCUGGCCUAUGACAUCGCCUGUGAUGAUUGGAAGGUUCUGCAGAAACCCAACCUGCACCGCAAUGUCAACCGGUUUGGCCACUCUGCGAUCGUCAGCAACGGGUCCAUGUAUAUAUUCGGUGGAUUCUCCAGCGUGCUUCUCAAUGACAUCUUGGUGUAUAAACCUCCGAGCUGCGAGGCGUUCCACACUCCGGAACAGUGCACGGGCGCCGUACAGGGCAUCAGCUGUCUGUGGGAUCGAGACCAUUGUGUGUCAUGGGAGACUGCACACUCCAGCAGCAGCGGCCUGUUCCGGGCCCAUUGCCGCAACAGAUCCGCGCCAGCAGAUGACAGAUGCUAUAAAAACACUGACUGCGCCAGCUGUACCGCCAACACCAACGCCUGCCAGUGGUGUGAUGACAAGAAGUGUAUGUCGCUCACCAGCAACUGCAGUGUGUCCGUGAAGAAUUACACAAAGUGUUAUGUGAGGAACGAGCAGAUCUGCAACAAGCUGACCAGCUGUAAGAGCUGCUCCCUCAACCUGAACUGCCAGUGGGACCAGAGACAGCAGGAGUGCCAGGUCCUGCCGGCCCACUUAUGCGGAGAAGGCUGGAGCCACGUGGGAGACGCCUGUCUGCGUAUAAACUCCAGCCGGGACAGCUAUGACAAUGCGAGAGUGUACUGCCACAAUCUGAGCGGCAGCCUCGCCUCACUCACCUCCUCUAAGGAAGUGGACUUUGUCCUGGAUGAGAUGCAGAAAUAUACAGUGCAGAAACUGUCGCCGUGGGUGGGGUUACGGAAGAUCAAUGUGUCCUACUGGGGCUGGGAGGAUAUGUGCCCCUUCACCAACACCACCCUCCAGUGGCUGCCGGGGGAGCCCAGCGACUCUGGAUUCUGUGCCUACCUGGAGAGAGCCGAGGUGGCUGGGCUGAAGGCUAACCCCUGCACCGCCAUGACGGACGGACUCGUGUGCGAGAAGCCAGUUGUCAGCCCCAAUCAGAACGCCCGUCCCUGCAAGACACCAUGUUCUCUGCGGACCUCCUGCUCCAACUGCACCAGUAACGGAAUGGAGUGUAUGUGGUGCAGCAACACGAAGCGCUGCGUGGACUCAAACGCUUACAUCAUCUCCUUUCCCUAUGGACAGUGCCUGGAGUGGCAGACCAACACCUGCUCGCCCCAAAACUGCUCCGGAUUCCGCACCUGUUCCCAGUGCCUGGAGCACCCCGGAUGCGGCUGGUGCAAUGACCCAAGUAACACCGGUAAGGGGCAUUGUGUGGAAGGGUCGUCCCGAGGACCCAUGAGGCUGCUGGGGAAGCACACGAGUGAGAUGGUGCUGGAUACGGGUCUGUGCCCCCGGGAGAAGAGCUACGAGUGGUCUUUUAUACACUGCCCAGCGUGCCAGUGUAACGGGCACAGCACCUGCAUCAACACCAACGUAUGUGAGCAGUGUAAAAACCUGACUACAGGAAAACAGUGCGAGGCCUGUAUGCCGGGUUACCACGGCAACCCCACCAAUGGCGGAGAGUGCGAAGCCUGUGAAUGUAACGGACACGCCAGUAUCUGCGAGAUGCAGACCGGAAAAUGCCACUGCACCACCAAGGGGAUCAAAGGAGACCACUGCCAACUCGUGAAGUGCGUGGGUGGAAAUAAAAACAGUCUUCUGAUUGACUAUCAGUUCACAUUCAGCCUCAUUCAGGAAGAUGAUCGUCACCACACAGCCAUCAACUUCAUCGCCAACCCCGAGCAGUCAAAUAAGAAUUUGGACAUUUCCAUCAAUGCCUCCAACAACUUUAACCUCAACAUCACCUGGUCUAUCGGAUCCACAGCCGGUACGAUAUCUGGAGAAGAGGUCCCGCUGGUCGCCAAGACUCACACUAAGGAAUAUCGGGAUAGUUUCUCCUGCGAGAAGUUCAACUUCAGAAGUAAUCCCAACAUCACGUUCUACGUCUACGUCAGCAACUUCUCCUGGCCCAUCAAGAUACAGAUCGCCUUCUCACAGCACAAUACAAUCAUGGACCUGGUGCAGUUCUUCGUCACCUUCUUCAGCUGUUUCCUGUCGCUGCUACUGGUGGCCGCCGUGGUCUGGAAGAUUAAACAGACGUGUUGGGCAUCGCGUCGGAGAGAGCAACUCAUGCGAGAGCGUCAGCAGAUGGCGAGCCGACCCUUCGCCUCCGUAGAUGUGACGCUGGAGGUGGGAGCUGAGCAGACGGAGUUGGUGCGGGGACCUGCGGAGGGUGUGCCGAAACCCAUCGCUAUUGAGCCGUGUUCCGGGAAUAAAGCCGCCGUCCUCACUGUGUUCCUCUGCCUGCCAAGAGGGUUAACCGGGGUGCCUCCGCCGGGACAGUCAGGUCUCGCCAUCGCCAGCGCCCUGAUAGACAUAUCCCAACAGAAAUCCUUGGACUGCAAGGAUAAAAGCUCCUGCAUUCGGAACCGGAAGCCGCACCCCCCAACCCGACAAGGAACUUGCGUCUGAAGCCUCCGACCAGACGGGCGGAUUUGACGAUAUAUUGUUGUUGGGUUCUUUUUCUUGUUUUUUUUCUUUCCUUAAACGGCUUCCACUGAAAGGUCUACGAGUUAUCAACGAGGCCUCGGAGGUAGAUCCACCGACUCUCCGCGCACCGGGAACUUCCCGGGAGCCGCCAAGCGGAGUGCGAUUGCAUGACGAGUGGCGCUGUCACCACAUCUGGAGGAGGGACUCGUGCGGCAUCUCGUGACAACGCGGCUAAUGAACCAUUUCCAGGACGUUGUGUGAAUUAGGGCGUAUAUGUGUAAAUAUCGCGUGGAGACAGCUUCCACGGAGCGGCAUGUCUGUAACCGGUGACGACGAAAAGGGACUUCUGCGAAAAUAAUGGGUACUUGAACAAAUGAGCACUAAGUAGACUUUUGUUAUUAAUAUAUAUAUAUAUAUAUAUAUAUAUAUAUAUAUAUAUAUAUAUAUAUACACACACACACACACACACAUAUGGGACACAGUCAGGGCAGCGGAUGUAUUUAAUGCUGCAUUUAGACACAAGACACGGAAGGGACAGCUAGCCGCACUGGCCACAGAAUGAUCAGCGAUCCCUAUCACGGAACUCCCGCCAGUUACAAUAGGGAACCACCACUCUGCUCCGUCGCAGAAGGAUGCUAGAUUUGUUCUCCUGCUUUUAUUGCUCUGUAGAGAAUGGGUUAGUGCAAUACACAGUAACACAGAACUCCGCUACCGUCACAGAAGCUUUAUCCCAGACAUCGGCAAACGCAGCCGGAGGGGCUGCGGGCUAAUGGCCUAUUUACAUAGCACCGUUUCCCGGCUGCUGCUAAUCGCUGACAAGAAGUCAGGCUGAUGCGUACAAAGGAUUUGAGGGGAAGCGUCAGGAUGUGAAGGCCGUAGCGGAUAGCUUUCCUCCGUCUCCUAAUGAUGCAGAUAGAGCAGCCUUUGUACCACGGCUGACGUGGUUGGAGGCACUCGUUUCCCAGGAGCUGCUGGCGUGCCUCGUCCGGCUUAAUGGGAGCAGCAGCACACGGAGGAGGCGUGCAGGAGGCUGUUUGCACAUGCCAAGGUAGUGAUAGAGCCGGGGCGAUGACACAAGACGGACGCGCCGACACCUUUUGUAUCACAGAAGAUAGUGGACCAGUGAUAAAUGAUGUUUUGCAAUCUCUGUGUUCCCAUUUUCUCGUUUUGCUGUUUACAAUGGACUGUGGACUGUGUGGGUAAAUGCAUGCCAACGGUGCAAUGGAGUAAUAUAUUUUCUCUUUUUUUUAUUAUUAUUAUAAUUAUUUGUUUCCGUGUUUUAAUUUGUAAUUCAGUUCCUAUGAGAAUCUUCAGCUCUGUUUUGCUGGAAAUGUACAUUAUUAUAUAUAUAGGACACAAUGUACAGUUUGUAACUACGUCAUAUACAGGAUCCUGCGGGUUGCAUUCAGCGGGGAAUGCGACAUUAUUCCAAUAAAAUGUGUUUUUAUCUCUAA
Molecule: messenger RNA, 8378 nt
Organism: Pseudophryne corroboree (corroboree frog)
Lineage: Eukaryota; Metazoa; Chordata; Amphibia; Anura; Myobatrachidae
Gene: ATRNL1
Product: attractin like 1
Exons: 29
Coding region: 2851-6906 (1351 amino acids)
Cellular component (GO): Golgi apparatus
Molecular function (GO): protein binding
Source: RefSeq, a predicted model, not a curated record